GAUACGGCGGAGGGAGUUGAUGUAAUGUUUGCUUUAUAAACCAUUGUCCGAUGGUACCGAGGGUAUCAAAACCAUUUCAAACAUUACCCAGUGCAGUCUACUUCCUUGUGCUGUUUGUGGAAUCGUAACAAACAACAAAACACACAUUUCAAAAUGAAGUUCUUCGUGUUCGUCGCUUCGCUCAGUGCAGCAGUGGCUAUGUUCGGAGCGCAUGGUGCCGUCGUUCCAGUGGCACCGGCCGUAGCCGUUAGCACCAACUACGAUCCACUGCCGCAGUACACCUAUGCGUACAACGUGCAGGACGCUCUGACGGGCGAUAGCAAAAGCCAGCAAGAGACGCGAGAUGGCGACAUCGUACGAGGCUCUUACUCGCUGGUCGAACCAGACGGCACGCUGCGUACGGUCUUCUACACUGCCGAUCCCGUCAAUGGGUUCAAUGCCGUCGUACAGCGUGGUCCGCUCGUACCGAAGGCAGUCGUGCCGGUAGCGGCCGGUCCGGCCAUCCUUGCACCGGCUCCCGUGGCCCGAGUGUUAGGCUAAGCGUUCCAGUAAGAUGAACGUCUAAUGUAGGAUAAUUUAGCUCGAUUUGCGUUAGCCAUCGUUGUUUGUUGUGUUGUGUAUAGACUGAAAUAAAAUAAACGUACCCAAUGUUAUUACCAGCAAAAGUAGCCAUGCAGAAUGGUUUGUUCGUUUAUUCGUAAACAUUUACGUCGGCACUUUGCCAUACGCUCAAGGUUGUCUCGGCCAUCGGAACGAAAGUUGUAGUAUUGAUUCUACCAACUAGGGAUGUUUUGGCUAAUUAGCUGGAGAUAUACAUUGAUUUGGCCUGCAGUUGAUUGGAUGUGGCGCAAUACUGCACAUCCAUUUACGCUAAAGCUUAUGAUUUAAAGCUCUUUGAUCGUGCCCGUAAUCAUGUGCUGUGAAAAUGAGUGAUUACUGGUUACGCAAAACUAAAGCACAGACAUUGAACGCUUUGAAAUUAAAUUAUUAACCGUUCUGUGUACCAUAGACAAUAUUUGUAGGUUCUAUAGUUGAUCGGUUUAAUAAAAAAAAAGCUUUCUGUUCACUUCA
Messenger RNA from Anopheles gambiae (African malaria mosquito), 1071 nucleotides. Its product is annotated as larval cuticle protein A2B. The transcript has 3 exons. NCBI's taxonomy places the organism in Eukaryota, Metazoa, Arthropoda, Insecta, Diptera, Culicidae. Gene Ontology annotation, cellular component: extracellular matrix. The record is from RefSeq and is a predicted model, not a curated record. The coding region runs from base 154 to 540 and encodes 128 amino acids.